AUCACAGUGCAGCAAAAUGUUCAUCAUACUUUGUCAAUGAAGAGCACAACACUGCUGAAGGUUCAUCAUAAUAUUUUGUCAAUGAAUAGCACAGGCACUGCUGAUGAUUAAUUUUCAUCGUUUCAGACACUUGUGUUUCAUAGCUAAAAUGGUGGUGAAAUAUAAAUGGUUAUUUAAUAGUUCAUAGACAGUCUCGUCACACUUUGUUGGUAGGUAACUGAUGCUGAUACUACUGACAUUCCAUGGGGUCUAAAAAUAUAUAUAAUUUUUACUGAGGCAGUCCUGCAAAGGUUUUCAUCUUAAAAGGAUAUAGCGAGAUAUUUAAUAUUAUUAUUUUAUAAUUUUAAGAAACCAAGGGAAAGUACUUGCAGUAUUGGGAAAAGACAACUAUUUGAAUUCCUUUUAUCAUUCAAGAAAUGCAGAUGUCACAAGAAAAUGCAAUAAGUUUCAAUAAGAGCUGGUUCUCAUUUCAUUAGUCAUAUGAUGCAUGGACAUGUUUUGGUCGUUUUAGUUGUGAAUACUUGGGGCAGACAUCAAAAUGGCUUCCGAACUAAACCUAGAGCUUCUUAUGAAAAAGGAAGUUGAAGACCCAGUAUCCGUGUUUUUAAUCAAACCUGAAAAGGAAAAUUUGGAUGGUUUUCAUUGUGGAUCCACAAAUAAUAGUUUUCUGUUUUCAGACCCACACAUCACAGUUAAAGUAAGGCCAGAUUUAGAUCCAUCUAUGAAGGUGGAGGUGGAACCAAUAUUGUUUGUGUCUAAUGGAAAUGAUCUGAGUGUUCCAAGUUUCUCUUUUAUGGGUGAGAAAGACCCUUUAAGUUGUGAUGGUGAUUGUGGAGUAGAUAUCUUAGAAGAAGGAAAUGUAAAGUUGCAUACAUCUGCCAAAGAUGUCUUCCAGGUGCCUUUUGAAAAUGGUAAUAAACAGGUUUAUCAGAAAAAGGACCAUGAAAGUAACAAGAAACUUGAACAAGAAAUGGAAAGAUUUUCACUGAAAACUAAUAGGGAUGCAAAGUCAUUUAUUUGCGUUGAGUGUGGAAGCCAUUUUUCUCAACCAGGCAGUCUCAGAAAGCACGAGAAAAUUCAUACAGGAAAGAAACCAUUCACAUGCACUGAAUGUGAUAAAAGCUUUUUGAGAAGAACUCAUUUGAAAUCCCACAUGAGAACUCACACAAAGGAGAAACCAUUUACUUGUAUUCACUGUGGAACUGGUUUUUCUCAAACAGGCAGUCUCAAAUUGCAUGUGAGAACUCACACAGGAGAGAAGCCAUUCACAUGCACUGAAUGUGGAAAAGGAUUUAUUAGUAAAGCUCAUCUGAAUUUACAUUUUGGUAUUCAUACAGGAGAAAAGCCAUUCGUCUGUACUGAGUGUGGAAAGAGCUUUUUAAGGAGGACACAUUUGAAAUCUCACAUGAGGAUGCACACAGGGGAGAAGCCAUUUACAUGUGCAGAAUGUGGAAGUAAGUUUUCUCAGUUAGGCAAUCUCAAAAUGCACGUGAGAACUCACACGGGAGAAAAGCCGCACUCUUGCACAGAAUGCAAUAGUAGCUUUUCACAGCCAGGUAACCUUAAAAAGCACAUGAAAACUCACACAGGCGAGAAAACAUUGACUUACAUUGAAUGUGGAAACAGUCUCGCCCAACCUGAACUUCACCUGAAAAAUCACAUGAGAAUUUUCCCAGGAGAGAAACCCUUCACCUGCUCAGUGUGUGGAAGCAGUUUUGCUCAACCAGGUUAUCUAAAAAUGCAUAUAAGGACACAUACUGAAGAGAAGUCAUUUAUUUGCAGUGUUUGUGGAAAGGGGUUUAUCAGUCAAGCUCAUUUGAAUUCUCAUAUGGGAACUCAUGCUAAAGAGAAGCCAUUCAUUUGCACCGAAUGUGGAAAAGGAUUUAGUAACAGUUCUCAUUUGAAAUCUCACAUGAGAGCUCAUAUAGGAGAGAAGCCAAUUUCAUGCUCUGAGUGUGGAAAAACAUUUUCAAGGAGAAGUCAUUUAAAAUCUCACAUGAGAACUCACACAGGGGAAAAACCAUAUACUUGUAUUGAGUGUGGAAAUAGUUUUUCCCAAUCAGGUAGUCUAAAAAUGCACUUGAGAACUCACACAGGAGAGAAGCCGUUCAGCUGCACAGUGUGUGGAAAAAGGUUUUUUAGGAGAACUCAUUUGAAAAAUCACAUGAAGCUCCAUGUUGGAUGAAAGCUCUUCAGCUGCAUAAUAUGGAUUUAAUACUAUAACUUUGAAAUACCCAUAAGAAUUCAUGCAAAUUCUGGACCACUCAUUUAUUUAGUGUUGUGUGUUGUAAACAUACAUUUGACAAAAUCCAUUGUAUGUAAAGAAUUUGAAAAUAUGUUUACAGAUUUUAUAUUUUAUAACCUAUUUAUAUCUGCCACCAAUAGAGGAUUAGCCAUUCCACAAUGACAAGAAUACUAGUGGUAUUCAGUGAUUAAGAGUGGGCAUCCCACUGACUUAGUCAGUGUAGCCUGCAGUUUUUUUUUCUAUUGCAUUGGAGUUUACAAUCCAAUUUUUAAUGUUUUUCCUGGGUGUUUAUAUCUGUUGAGUGAUUUCUUUAUAUCUUAUUUUUAGUUAUAUUGGAUUGAGCUACAGUGGCAUGGAAUUUUUAUAUUUCUCAUUCUUUCUUGAUGAAUUUGUGUAGCUCAUGACCUUAUGCGGUGCUCUUCUAAUUACCAAUAUAGCAAUGUUUUCAGGCGAA
Macrobrachium nipponense is the source of this 2699-nucleotide messenger RNA. RefSeq names its product gastrula zinc finger protein XlCGF57.1-like. Bases 539 to 2185 code for a protein of 548 amino acids. Gene Ontology annotation, cellular component: nucleus. Gene Ontology annotation, molecular function: RNA polymerase II transcription regulatory region sequence-specific DNA binding; DNA-binding transcription factor activity, RNA polymerase II-specific. Lineage: Eukaryota; Metazoa; Arthropoda; Malacostraca; Decapoda; Palaemonidae. The transcript has a single exon. The record is from RefSeq and is a predicted model, not a curated record. Gene Ontology annotation, biological process: embryo development; urogenital system development; regulation of transcription by RNA polymerase II.